UCUCUCUCCCUCCAUUCACCUCUCUCUCUCUCUCUCUCUCUCUCUCUCACACCUGAAAGCAAAUCUGUGAGAGCGAGUGAGCAAAACAAAACAACCAACCAAAGAGAAAAAGAAGCGAAACCCUAAAAAAAUGGAUGACUAUACGAGGGAGAUGAUGGACCUCAAGACCCUCGUCACUCGGACUCUCGAGAAGAAGGGCGUCCUCGCCAAGAUCCGGGCCGAACUCAGAGCAAGUGUGUUUGAGGCAAUUGAAGAGGAGGAUCGGGUAGUUGAAAAAGAAGAAGGUUUGCCUCCUGCAUUACUUGGUAGCUGCAAUGAUCGUGCAAAACAACUUCAUGCUUCUCCCUCAGGACGGCUACUUACUGCUCUUAUAUGCGAAUACCUAGACUGGGCGCAACUAAAUCAUACUCUAAAAGUUUAUUUGCCAGAGUGUAAUUUGCAAAAAGAUUCUUGGAAAGCUGAGUUGAAAGAAUUUAGUAGCAAGAAUGGAUAUGAUCUCAACAGGAAUGGUGAUAGUGGUCCUUUGCUUUUGGAUGUGCUUGAAGGAUUCUUAAAGUUUGAGAACCUAUCCCAAGCAAGGGGUACUGGAAGAAGGUUAACUGCUCAAGAAACUGAGUCCUUAUCCAAUUUAGAGUCCAGGAACAUUCGAAGGCCUUCUUCAUCAUCAGUUGGUGGGGGCUUGCCUCCACUGGGAAGGUCUAUUCCUUCUUCCCAGGCAUCGGAUCGUAGAGGAGGCUCCUCCAUGUCUGGUUACAGGAAGGAUGAGUACAGUUGGAGAUAUGACAGUGACGAGCACCCAGAGGAUGUAAUUCGAGCUUCAGCUGCCUUGGAGAACCUUCAAUUGGAUAGAAAAGCUCGAAAUCUUACUACAUCUUGGCGGCAUGCUGGGGAUGGAAUCAGUGAGGAUGAUGGCAGGCCAGACCAUAUGUAGCUGAGUGAAUUCCUUUGUACGACUGCAUGUGUAUUUCAAUGUAUUUUUUUUUUCAACGUUGAAUGAGGGUAGUGAUGAUAUGUAAGAUAUUGUAUUGUGAUUUGAUUUAGUGCUUUGAUUGAGCUUUAUUUA
Quercus robur (English oak) is the source of this 1063-nucleotide messenger RNA. RefSeq names its product protein TONNEAU 1a-like. Gene Ontology annotation, molecular function: protein binding. The coding region runs from base 131 to 931 and encodes 266 amino acids. The transcript has 8 exons. Lineage: Eukaryota; Viridiplantae; Streptophyta; Magnoliopsida; Fagales; Fagaceae. The record is from RefSeq and is a predicted model, not a curated record.